This is a messenger RNA of Trichoderma asperellum CBS 433.97, 714 nucleotides long. RefSeq lists its product as uncharacterized. The record is from RefSeq and is a predicted model, not a curated record. Lineage: Eukaryota; Fungi; Ascomycota; Sordariomycetes; Hypocreales; Hypocreaceae.
GAACUGUUAUCACCGCUUACACUUACGCCUAUACAUGGCAACAUGUGCUAUCAUCUCUCCUUUAAUCACCUAAAUAGCAUCCGUCGACGGUGUCUCCCAGGUGUUACUCAGGCUCUUAUUCCAGAAUUAUGUUGCCACGAUAGGAUAGUUUCUCAAUCAAAUCGCUACUACGACUGGAUAAGCGAAAUAUACUUUGAUAAAAGCACCUUCUUGCAAAGACAACAGAUGCGAUGCUGUUUCAACCUCUACAAAUACAAAUCAUCCUGCAAAUCGGAGUAUUUCAUAGGUUGCCCGCAUCAAAGCCUGACUGUCUCUGCAUCAAAAGUCAUGUAUGACGGGGAUAUGUAUGAGGUACAGACAUUGGUGACCAACGACCCGCCCCAAUGUGAAUCUCACCCAAGCAAGAUGUGGAGGAGUUCCGAAGGACCCUUCACUCAGAUGGUCGUCUGCACAAUAUGCCAUUCAAAUGCGGAGUGCACUUUAGAGAUAGAGGAGGAUAAGUAUCUUACGAUACGGUAUACUUGCUAUCGGGAUCUCGGCUCAGGAGUAUAUUCAAGAGAACCCAAAUGGCUUGCUUUGCUUACCGGCCAGGGCUACCCUCAGCGACAGGAGGGUGAUCUCAGUCUCUAUGCACGCGUCUGGAAAGCGGCUUUAGACUUGAAGCGGGAUCGUCUUUACGAAGUCACCCACCGAACGCCAAAUGGAUUGUUUAAU